This is a messenger RNA of Rattus norvegicus (Norway rat), 16195 nucleotides long. NCBI's taxonomy places the organism in Eukaryota, Metazoa, Chordata, Mammalia, Rodentia, Muridae. The record is from RefSeq and is a predicted model, not a curated record.
UUUCCAGGAGAAUUUCCUGGGGAGAGCCACUGAGUACUUCCUGCUUCCAAAGCCAAAUUUUCCUCAAGGUUUGAUUAUAAAAAACCUUAGUAAUUCCUAUGCAUCUAAAUGAAUGUUUCCUUCUGAAUCUUGCCAAAAAUGUCUCAUCCUAACUCGAAUUAUCCUCCUUCAACAAUAUUAGCCAUUAAUAACUCCUGAGAUAUAACACUGGUUUCAAUAUGCAGUCAAAAGGUUCUGCUGCUUCAUUUUGUACAGGUGCUUGAAAUCACAUCAAGAAAUAGCCUGCAUGGCAGGUUGCAACAUGGGUGUGUGUGAGGCGAACACUCAUGGAGCCUUGUGCUUAGCAUCGACAGUUGCACAAAAUUCCUUAGGAGGAAGUCUUGAAAUCAUUAUGGUGCUAGGAACAGUGUGGAGACCAGUUGGCAGAGGAAAGUGAAAUAUUGGAACCACCAGUGAAGGGAACAUCAUGCUGCUUGUGGGGUGCUCCUCUCUGCACCAGUGUCACCAAAGGAGCAUUGCUCACAGGCCUCUGUAAGAUAUACCAUGAGCUUUUAUCAGAAAAAUAAAAUAGUAAACAGAUAGAGGGGGUGCAGGUAAAGGGGUAGGAUGAGGCUAUAAACAUCACUAAGUGGAUAGAGUAAGGUCCCAGCAUUUAAACUCUGGGUCAUAGGUCACUCACCAAACACAAAAGCAUCUACCAUAGUAAAAAAUGAAUACUUUAUUGAAUGCACACACUAAUACUUACUGAACACAUCCACAGACCAGAUACUGGGGGCAGAUCCAUGGCCCUAAAUAUCUUGCUCGCAACUUAUAUAGCUAAAAAUAGGAAAGAAAGAAAAAAGAAAACGUCAAAACACAAAGCUUAAGCUUCUCAUAUGAGGAUUGCAGAAAGUGUUAUCUGGUGGUCAGUUCUGAUUAGACCAUUUUAGAUAGAACAGUGCAUAGUGACCCUUAAUGUGAUGGGUCUUAUAUAAAGCUUUUUGCAAUAUUGGAAUUUUAACAAGCCUCAUCCAGAACAUAAAGCAGAGGAAAGGAUGUGAUCAUCGUGUCCUUGCUCUGUAUCAGGUUAUUUUUCUGUGUCCCUGAUUGUCAGAUAUAUUACAGCAACAAUCUGAAAUACCUGGCAGACAUGGGAAAACAUGGCUAAAACUAUAGUUGUGGGUUGCACACCUCAACUGUCAAAGGCUAAUGCUGUCCUCACAGUCCUUGGAGGCCACUCUUGUAAGACUAUCUAUUGGAAAGUGAAAACAGGUUUUAUCUGAGCUCAAAGUGAUCCUGGCCAGCCAGGUAGAGGGCAACAGGGGAUACUUGAGACCCUGCACAGAAACCCACACUUCCUUCAAAGCAUCAUCUAUAAAUUCUUGAUUAUUUACCAAUCUCUCCCUACUAGUCUUUCAGUCUGGAAUGGUAGAAAAGAACUGGAAAUGAUCUUCCUAUUCUGAAGACCUUGAUCUCUCUUUCCUUAGGUCCACAUUAGGAACACACGCAAAUGGGUAUCACCAUCUGAACAUCUUAGUAUCAUCUACUCAGUAUAUCUAGCAUUUACUGUGACUAUGACAAUCUCAAGCUUCCCUGAGUGUUGCUGCCCCAGCAAGAAGAAUGAAGUACUGAGGUCAAACCCCAGUGAUCCUUUCAAGGGGUUAGAAGAAAGCCAUCAGAGAUAUUCCACGUCUUUGUCCUUAGAUUAAAUCAAGCUGACACAAUGUGAACCUGGUGGGCUAUUUAACCAUAAAUUUUUCUCCGAACCCCACCUUUCUGAGUUCAGUCCAUGGCAGAAUUCAUUCCCCACCAUUGUAGAUAUUUCUUGGUAUAUUUCCACAAGAGCCAGGUUUCUUUGGUUUUUUCCUUUUAAUAGAAUUAUGUGUAGUCAAUCAACAUCUGCCCUCUGUAAGAAAUGAGUUGUGUCUAUAGUAACUGACCACACUGUAUUUGUGUAUACAAGUACAUUAGUGAAAAACGAGAAUUACUGAGGAGUUGGAAACCAGUGCAGUGUCCUUGCAUUUCUGUGCCUUGGCCUGUCUCACAGGCAGCUGGGGACAGACUUGAGUUCCUCUUCAGGGACAGAGUAAUGUUAAAUGGGCACUGAGCAGGCAGAGAAAAACAGCUGAGGCCCCUCCUUUCAGUUAUCAAACAUAUCAUGGAUGCCAAGAAAAAAACUAACGAAAGAAAAGAAAAACCUGACACUGAACUGUGUGGUGCUGGUCACAUACCCUGUUAUGUUCUGUAUGUUAUGAGGUUUGUUAAUCUUAACAAGUUCCCCAACUAUGAGCUUCGCAUAGGACCCUUUAGAUUCCAGGAAAAUAGGAACAAUUAUGUGCAAAAUGUCCUGAGUCAGUGCCCAUAGACAGCAGCAUUUCCAGCCCUUUUGUGUGAGCCCACGUGGAUUUUGCAAUGAGCUGGCCCUAGCAAUGUCCAGUACAGUUGUGAGCUGUUGCUCUGGUUGAACUGUAUUGGUGUGUGCAUUCAAUAAACUAUACCUAUUUAAAUGAAUUCAGUGUUCGUGUGGUUUGAGUCCAGAAGCCUUGACAUCAAACCUUCCCUUCAGCAGCAUUUAGGAGAAGAAGCUAAGGUCAGGAGAGGUGACAUCUUGCCAUAAGUUAUGUGACAAGACGGAUGAUGAAAUGAUCCCCUUGUGAUAAGAAUCAAGGUUUCCUCUAUGGUAUUUAGGUCUAUGUUGGCCCUGUACAACAGCUUCAAGAACCCAUUUCUGAUUUUCCUUGGGAUUCCCGUGAUGAUGCACUCAGACAUGAUAGGAAACAACCAAAAUGGUAGUCAGAGUAUUUGCUUUAUAUAAUGUAGGGAGCAAUGCAAACUCAUGUUUCAGGAUAUUUGAUUACAUUGUAAGCCCCAAGAAUUUUUUAAUUACUUACAAAAAUGAACCUCUGGUGGUGUGGGUCAGCACUGACACAGACAUUUAACUCUAGAGCUUGCUGGUUUUUAUUGACAGAGAAACUGCAUAGAAUUGCUAUAGGGACCUGUGUCUUAGGUCUGUUUCCCUAGUAUAUCCUCUACAUCUCUCAUGAUGGUGAUCCUGUUUCUGGCUAAAUAAAUGUCUGUUCACUGGGCAAUUGAGUUAAGUGACAUGCAAAUAUUAUUUAAACCUAUGUAUUAAAUUUUGUCAUUUUGUUAAUUUUUGUGGUUUUCCUUGGCUUCUUUUGAUUGAUUGUUGUAGUUUUCUUAAGUUAUAUCCUGUUUCCUCUAGUAUUUUAUGCUUCCCUUAAAGCUAAAGUAUUCCUUUUAGGAUUCUCUACAGAGCUGUCUUACUGGUUAUACAUAUUUUGUUAAAUUUAUUUUUAGUAUGCAUUAGUCAGCACAGUACAUGGGCAGCUGCCUGCCCACCAUGGUAUCAGAUCUACUUUCCAAACAAUAAUGCUCAACUGUUACUAACUGUGUAGCAUCUUGACUGUUCUUCGUUCCACUUGGACAGCCCUAAGGACCAAGCUCUCCUCUCUCUUAACCUGUAGAGAGCUGCGACGUGCCACGCCUCAAAGAUGGCGCUGGUUUCCGCCUUCCACCCUCCCAAAGGUGAGCUCUCCUUGCAGUAAACAAGUCCUUAUUUGGCUAUGACUGCCUGGCCUGCUAGCUUCCGCAUAGUGACAGCCUAUCUACAUGACCCACAUGGCUUGCUAGGACUGGCCAGUGCUAGCUAUUUAAGUGUGGUGCAGGGCGUUCCCUGGGAAGAGAGAGUCAGAAGAGAUAGAGGUCAGAAGAUUGUAUCAAGUUUCCGGAGUAAAACUGCUUGAAGAAGAUCUCCUGUGGUCCUGUCUUCCUUGGUGGACGAGGUUGGGCACGGCAUUAACCUUUGGCUGCUGUCCUCUUCCACUCUCUUCUCCAUCAUAUCUUUUCUUCCUUUACUCUUUGGCAGCUUCUUCUUCCUUCUUCCCUCCUCAUGAUCCUCUCUAGCAAAGCCCUCAAAAGCUCACCUCCCCCAUCUGUCUGCUGUGCAACUGUUGGCUUCUUUAUAAUCACAAUUAACUAGGAGCAGGUUCAGAUUUUGGGGGUUAACCAGUAUUUUGAUGGUGUUUGCAUUGAAUCUGUAGAUCGCUUUUGGUAAAAUGGCCAAUUUUACUAUGUUAAUCCGGCCAAUACAUGAGCAUGGGAGAUCUUUCCAUCUUCUGAGAUCUUCCUCAAUUUCUUUCUUCAAAGGCUUGAAGUUCUUAUCAUACACGUCUUUUACUUGCUUGGUGAAAGUCACACCGAGGUAUUUUAUAUUAUUUGGGACUAUUAUGAAGGGUGUUGUUUCCCUAAUCUCUUUCUCGGCUUGUUUCUCUUUUAUGUAGAGGAAGGGUACUGAUUUAUUUCAGUAAAUUAUAUUCUCAGCCACUUUGCUGAAACUGUUUAUCAUGUUUAGUAGUUCUCUGGUGGAUAUGGAAAUAACAGGAAGCAAUAAUCACUAUUCCUUAAUAUCUGUCAACAUCAGUGGUCUCAACUCUCCAAUAUAAAGACAUAGAUUAACAAACUGGAUAUGCAUGGAGGACCCUGCAUUCUGCUGCCUACAGGAAACAUACUUCAGAGACAAAGAUAGACACUACCUCAGUGUGAAAGACUGGAAAACAACUUUCCAAGCAAAUGGUCUGAAGAAGAAAGCUGGAGUAGCCAUUCUAAUAUUGAAUAAAAUCAAUUUUCAACUAAAAGUCAUCAAAAAAGAUAAGGAAGGACACUUCAUAUUCAUCAAAGGAAAAAUCCACCAAGAUGAACUCUCAAUGCUAAAUAUCUAGGCUCCAAAUACAAGGGCACCUACAAACAUAAAAGAAACCUUACUAAAGCUCAAAGCACACAUUGCACCUCACACAAUAAUAGUAGGAUAUUUCAAUGCCCCACUCUCAUCAAUGGACAGAUCAUGGAAACAGAAAUUAAACAGAGACAUAGACAGACUAAGAGAAAUCAUGAACCAAAUGGUCUUAACAGAUAUUUAUAGAACAUUCUAUCCUAAAACAAAAGGACAUACCUUCUUCUCACCACCUCAUGGUACUUUCUCCAAAAUUGACCAUAUAAUUGGUCAUAGAACAGGUCGCAACAGGUACAGAAAGAUAGAAAUAAUCCCAUGUGUCCUACCAGACUACCAUGGGCUAAAGCUGUUCUUCAAUAACAAUAAGGGAAGAAUGCCCACAUAUACAUAUAAGUUGAACAAUGCUCUACUCAAUGAUAACCUGGUCAAGUAAGAAAUAAAGAAGGAAAUUAAAAACUUCUUAGAAUUUAAUGAAAAAGAAGGUACAACAUACCCAAACUUAUGGGACACAAUGAAAGCUGUGCUAAGAGGAAAACUCAGAGCUCUGAGUGCCUGCAGAAAGAAACAGGAGAGAGCAUAUGUCACCAGCUUGACAGCACACCUAGAAGCUCUAGAACAAAAAGAAGCAAAUACACCCAGGAGGAGUAGAAGGCAGGACAUAAUCAAACUCAGAGCUGAAAUCAACCAAGUAGAAACAAAAAGGACCAUAGAAAGAAUCAACAGAACCAAAAGUUGGUUCUUUCAGAAAGUCAACAAGAUAGAUAAACCUUUAGCCAGACUAAUGAGAGGACACAGAGAGUGUGUCCAAAUUAACAAAAUCAGAAAUGAAAAGGGAGACAUAACUACAGAUUCAGAGAAAAUUCGAAAAAUCAUCAGAUCCUACUACAAAAGCCUAUAUUCAAGAAAACUUGAAAUCUGCAGGAAAUGAAGAAUUUCCUAGACAGAUACCAGGUACUGAAGUUAAAUCAGGAACAGAUAAACCAUUUAAACAACCCCAUAACUCCUAACGAAAUAGAAGCAGUCAUUAAAGGUCUCCCAACCAAAAGAGCCCAGGUCCAGAUGGGUUAAGUGCAAGAUUAUAUCAGACCUAGAAGACCUCAUACCAAUACUAUCCAAACUAUUCCACAAAAUUGUAACAGAUGGAGCACUACUGAAUUCCUUCUAUGAAGCCACAAUUACUCUUAUACCUAAACGACAAAAAGACCCAACAAAGAAAGAGAACUUCAGACCAAUUUCCCUUAUGAAUAUCAACGCAAAAAUACUCAAUAAAAUUCUAGCAAACCAAAUCCAAGAGCACAUCAAAACAAUCAUCCGCCAUGAUCAAGUAGGCUUCAUCCCAGGCAUGCAGAGAUUGUUUAAUAUAAUGAAAACCAUCAAGUAAUACAUUAUAUAAACAAACUAAAAGAAAAAACCGCAUGAUCAUUUCAUUAGAUGCUGAAAAAGCAUUUGACAAAAUUCAACACCCCUUCAUGAUAAAAGUCCUGGAGAGUAGGAAUUCAAGGCCCAUACCUAAACAUAGGAAAAGCCAUAUACAGCAAACCAGUAGCUAACAUUAAACUAAAUGGAGAGAAACUUGAAGCAAUCCCACUCAAAUCAGGGACUAGACAAGGCUGCCCACUCUCUCCCUACUUAUUCAAUAUAUUUCUUGAAGUUCUAACCAGAGCAAUCAGACAACAAAAGGAGGUCAAGGGGAUACAGAUUGGAAAAGAAGAAGUCAAAAUAUCACUAUUUGCAGAGGAUAUUUUCUACUGACAUGUGUGACAUGAGACAAAACAGUCCCUGUCAUCCCUCACCUGAAUAAACUUCCUUAGAGGACAGUGUAGGUGGAGGGUCCUUCUUUCCUCUCCAAGAUAGAGAAACAUUUCCAGUCUCCAGACAAGUGUGUCAGCCAUUGUUAGUAACUGUCUUGAGAUGUCCACAAUGUCAGCUGAGUGUCGUCAUCCAGCCUGCCCUGUAAUUGUUGUAGACGAUUAAUAGGGUUCCAGCCAUAGGAUUUAAUUCAGUGAUACAGCACUUGCCGAACACACUCAAAGCCCUAGCUGCCACCCUAGUCCUGUGUGCUCUAGAGAAAGAAAAUAAAGAACCACAUUGUCUAUCAAGUUUCUCCUCCAAUAAAAGGAGAAUCUGCAUCCGGUCUUUUAAGUAACUCUAAGCCCCAGCUUCCCCACAGCUGCCUUCUUUGACUGCAUUAUUGGUGCAUUUUCAGUAACACUCACUUUAUUCUUGGUGUACAAAGAAUGUGCACUAUGAUAGUAAAGUGUGUGUGUGUGUGUGUGUGUGUGUGUGUGUGUGUGUUCAUCCAUGAACUCACUAUAAACUUUUAUCAAAUGACCCAGAAGACCGUGGAGAAACCUGUCGAUGUACAUGCAGAAUUAUGUUACUACUGUUCCAUGGCAUCUUGCAGGGAACACUGAAAUAGUGGGCUGCUUUAAUAGAACCUAAAACCAGGCUAUGCAUGGUUUUCAGUGAGAUUGUGAUGUGCAACACCACAACAGGGAUCAGCAGAAGCUUCAUUUAUUCCAUGUUGCUGUUACCAAGUGAGGCAAAGCCUCAUCCCAUAGAGAGUCUGGUGGGAUUUGAUGGAAGGAAAUAAACUCAGGGUUGAAAGCAAGCCUUUAGAAACAAAGAGAAAAAUACAAAGUCAAGGAAAGCAAGAGCUAUCUUUUCUUCUUUUCUUCUUCUUCUUCUUCUUCUUCUUCUUCUUCUUCUUCUUCUUCUUCUUCUUCUUCUUCUUCUUCUUCUUCUUCUUCUUUUUGGAGAAGAUCCACAAGAGAGACAACCCCUUCCUCAAACUAACAAUGCACAAAGAGACAAUACAUAAAUUAAAAAUCAGAAAUGAAAUGAGGGACAUAACAAUAGACACAAAGCAAAUUCCAAAAUCAUUAGUUCUUACUCACGAGGACUUUACACCAGAAAACUGAAAUGUUUAUUGGAUAUUGUUGAUUUUCUAGACAGAUAACAAUUACCAAAGUUAAAUCCAGAACUUGGAAGGUAUCUGAAUAAUACCCCUAAGAAAAUAGAUACACUCAUUAAAGGUUGCAUACAUUAUAUAUUAUAUUGCUUACUUUUUGCACGAUUAAACCCCUUCAAGGACAUUGACCUAUGUUAUAGAAAGUGUUACUUUUAAAACAAAAGAACAAAGAAAGAAAUUGUGGAGUCACUGAGAUACACUUCCCAGACAGGAUCAAGGAAAGUCGACUGAGAGAUGCAAGCAGGUGCUGGAAUGCUGCCCUUGAGAAGAAAAUGUCUUUUCUCACUUUACCUUACACUAUGUUGUACUAUGUCCUAUUUUUGUGGAAGUGGCUCUCUGCAUUAUGACAAGUAUAUUGUGAUACUAGGAAGAGGAGUGGUUUGCUAUACAGAUAUUUUAAGAAGAACCUUUGCUUAGUCUCACUUCUUUGCCUACUCUUGCCUCAGUUGUUCCUGGUAUCAUGGGAAUAACGAUCUUAUUAUAUCUUGCCAAAAGGGAAAGUGAGGUAAUGCAUAUUCAUGCUUAUAUCAGGAUUACUAAGCUUGCAGCUGCAUGCAGUUGCAUCUGCCUUUGCUCUUCAUCCCCUGUGUCCUGAUUAUUUGUGACCAUACCUGGGCCCCCAACGCACUAGAUGUAGAUAAGCAUCACCCUUCUCACUGUCAGGUUUAUUUUUAUUUUUCUUUUUUGGAAUCUAUGAUGUGGAGGCGUAUUACAGCAACAAUAUGAAAUAGCAGGCUGGCAUGUAUGAAAAUUGCUGGGUUUAAGCUAGGUAUGGGGACAAGACCUCAAAACGAGCUGUUAAGAUGGGAAACAAAUAAUGUGUUUGUUGCUGGAAUUGAGUAGCCUCAGCUGUGUUGCUCUGCCUGCUCAGUGUCCAUUCAUCCUCACUCUGUUUCUACAGAGGAACUCAAGGUUUGCCCCAGCCGCCUGUGAGCUGUGAUAUGGGCAGAGAAAGGCCAGGACACAGUGCUGGUUUCCCACUCCUCAGUUAUGCUGAAAUUUCCACUAAUGUACUUGUAUACACACGUACAGUGUGGUCAGGACAAAGAAGUGGAGUAUCUCUGAUGGCUUUCUUCUAACAACAUUGAACAUCGUGAGAAAUUUCAGGAGCUCAAGAAGGAGAUUAACUUCUAUCAUUAAGUACUGGUCAGAAGGGCCCAUCAUUGUGGAAUGGCCAUUGCUGCCUCUCUUUGUUCUGGACUGGAGAGCGUGCAGCACUGGGUCCAUCUCGUCUGCUGUUUAAAUAUCACUGUGCCGUGGGUCUUUUGGACUCAGUUUCAGUUCCAUGAGAGACUGUCACUUAUCACCACAAUAUCUAUGCAUCUUUAGAAGGCUCUGGAUAGAACUAUACUGAUUCAGGCAUCAGAGUGUUAUUAGGCUGACCUGGGCCUCUGGGGUAAUACCAGGUUUAACAAAGCUCAAUGUGUGGACCACAUAGUUAGCAUGACCUUCCCUUGGUUCUACUGUCCUCUUGUGGUUAUUUGCCGGCUACUAAUUGAUGUUGCCCCCAUGCAUUGGGCUCUCAUGGGUAGUUGUAGAUCCCUUGUUCUUUUGGAGAGACAUGGACACUUAUUGUUGCUUGGGUCACAGAAACAAUUUAUUCUUCCCUGAAUUGGCCAUUUGCAUUUUGUGCAGCAGCCUUACAUGUAUGGAGAUUUAUUCUAUGAAGUCUUUAUGGGUAUCUGGGUCCUGGUGGAGUUUGUGGGAUUUGGCAGUUGGAAUGGGAGGAAGAGGCUUCAGGAUCUUACUAUGCAGAGUGUGUUUCCAGCAACCUGCACAGCCGGCUCCUGAUGGACCAGGCCUGUAUGAAGAAGAAGUUGGUCACAUUGAAGCAGGAGAGCAAGGAGGUAUAACGAUACUUGUUUGAGUUGAACCCGAAUGAUGAAGAAGAACGGGAGAAGACCAGCAACCUCCAGACCCAGCAAAAUUUGGUCUCAGAAACUGCAGGAGACAUGGAAUAGGACGUAUCCCAGGAAGACAGCCCCCUGAAGAAUGAGUUUCUUUCUCAGGAGUUCCCUGCUGAGGACAACCCUCAACAGUGAAAGACGCUUUCUGGAUGAAUAUUAUUCUUCUCAGUUAAUUUCCUCAAUGUCUAGAAACCCUAAAUUUAUGUAUCUGUAUGCCGGCCUGUCUGAUUGAGGUGUUUCUCCUUUCUCAUUCCUACAAUGCCAUUUGAGAGACAACUGAGGGGGCUGCCUUGACAUCUCACGUCCUAGAGGAGAAACAGCACUACAACUGUGUUUCUAAAUGUUCAUUAAGAAAAUGCUGUUAAGAAAUGGUUUUGGUUAUGAUUUUCAUUGAAGUUUUCUUUUUGUUGUUUCAUAGUUAUAUAUUCUUGUUACUGUUUUUUAAUUUUUGUAUCAUUUUAGUUGUUCAUUUUAUGCCUGUUUUUGUAAAUUGUGCUCUUUAUGAAUAAAAAUUGAUUUGUAACUCUUGACUCUUAAGACCAUCUUAAUCAAGGGUCCUUUCCCCUCGUGUACACUUAGAACUGACAGCUAGAUAUGGAUCUUUGCAUGGUCCAGGGAGCAUGGGUAAAUAGUGAAUUCAAAGCCACCAAGGGCUACACAGGGUGAUAGCGUCUUUUGUGUGGAUAAUGUGAUUUUUAAAGGACACACACUUUAUGAUGUAAUUGCUGACAUACUGUACCCUUGCUGUCAUGUAUUCUGUUCAUCCUAGUCUAUAUCAGUCUACAACACACAUUCCUUAUUCACUGUGUGCAUCAGAUAUUGAGUAACAUAAACUCAUGCCUGUAGAGCUGCAGGAAAAAUUACAACUUUCACAAAGGAAUAUAGAAGUAAUCCUAUUCGAGAACCAUGUGCCUCAGUUUUUCUUACAAUACAACAUCAGUAUUAAACCACAGAGAUAAUGACUGUCAACGUCUUUUUGGGAAGUAUGUUUUUAUAGGUGAUGUAUUCCUUGACCAUUCAUAUGCUGUGUUUUUUAUUGUUGCUGAUUAUAUUUAUUUUUAUCAUUUAACUCAUUGGAUUUUUUUUAAAUGUAUGUCUGGGCCACACCUGAGUGCAUUUCCCUCAUGAUCCAAAAGAGGGAAUACCAUUCCCCAUUGUAGAUGAUUGUUAGGGACCAUGUGGUUCUUCUGAGAGAGCAGCAGAUGCUCUAACCUGGAAGUUAUCACCACAGCUCCUGUAGGAAGCUUUUGUCCUUCCAGGGCAUGGCUGUACUAGGUGGACACGAUCACCUCCCAUUAAGGAGAGAGGUCUCAGGAGAUGUGUAUGUACAGGUGGUUGAGCUAUGCCUGCUCAAUGUGGUAGGCUGCUAGGCAUCCAUACUGGGCUCUGGUGCCUCCACUGCUCAUUGUGCAUUCAGGAUCAUCCUCCAGCAUCACUCAGUUUCAAUUCCAAACAGAUCUUUCACUCACUAUCAAUGAUGAUUAUAUAGAUUAUGAACAUCUGAUAAAAUACAGAAGAGACUAGCCUCCUUCUUCAGGCCAACUUGGCAUAAUGAAUUCUUUUGAUAGAAAGCAAGAUAAUUUGUAGGGAGCGGCUAAAGAUGGCGCCGACAUCCGGUGGUCAUUUGUGGUAAACACCUACAGCGCAUGUUUUGGCAUACCACCAGCACCUACAAGGCCAGGGUGAUAUUCAUGCUAAAUAGGUAUUUCAUACUCCACCAAUCCCCAGUGGACAAAUUUACAGCCAUAGUCUAUUUUGUAUAUAAGGCAAGUGCCUUUGUUCCUUGGGGUCCCCGUUUUAACAAUUAGGUGUUCCUGCAAUAAAGGCUGUUGAGAAGAAUCCGACGGUGUUGUGUCUUCCUUGCUGGUCAAGGUGGGCGCUUCAACUGGUGGUCCAUACGGGGACCCCAAGUCUUAUCUUGUGUGGAUCUCAGAACUUUUCAGCCUCAGGACAGUGAAGUCAGAAAGCUCCCAGGUAAGGGACCAGCCAGUUCUCUGGAGGUAAGCAGAGACUGUAAUAGUCCUGGACACAGGUCUGUAAGGCUCCUGGGUAAUAGGGACUAUAAAAUUUCCCUAAUGGGACAAUAAAGUUCUCUGGAGUAAACAGAGACGGUGAGAGCCUUGGUUUAGAGGAAAAAAGGGUUUGUGGAGCACCGCAAUGUUGUCUUUCUCAUUUGAUCCUCUGUGGGUUGGACUAGCACUUUUGCCAUUUACUUUUUUGUGUGUUGUGGUGUUGCUACUGUUUGAAUUUCCAUCGUCUGGGGUUUGCGGGGAAGAGCCAACUAGUGAUGGGCCACAGGAUCGUGUGUAAAUAAACACGCCAGCCUGCCCUGCUUGUAAAUCGAGUAAAUCGAUCGUAAAAGCUCGUAAAGCAUGGGAAACUCACACUCCGCCCUGCUCCUGUCAGCUCUUCAGGAGCUUCUUGAUCAGCGUAAGCUUAAAAUCAAAAGGAAAAUCCUGCUGAGUUUUCUUGAUGAGUGUGAUCGUUGUGCUCCAUGGUUUAUAGUGUCAUGGUCUCUUACUUUACGGGCAUGGGACAAGUUAGGAAGAGAUCUGGAUAGGGAAAUAACAGAGGGCAAGCUUAAACCAGGGACAAAGCCGCUCUGGCGAAUGGUCCGUGCCUGCCUAGAAGAUAAACGAUGUGAGGAAGCUGUUAGAACAGGUCAGAGAAUCCUUACAGAGCAACAAGAAAGCAUGUCGGAGGGAGAAAAGGUCUCGAAGGGAGAAAAGAAAACAAAGGGAGAUAAAAGAAACAGAAGGCAGAGAUGAAAAAAGGGGAUAAUCAGGACCAGGAAACAAAUAAGAUAUAUCCCUCUUUAAAGGCAUUGACUUUGGGAAUGUCUAGUGACUCAGAGCUUAGUGAUAAUGACUUGGCAGACCUUGAGGAAGAAGCUGCUCGGUAUGAGAAAGAGAGCUAUUAUCCGGACUGGCCACAUGCCAACGCUAUGUGGCAGCAAGUCAAAGAAGUAGAUAAGAAAGCAGUUAUAUCAACCUCUGUAUAACCCUCAACAUAAGCGCAUGGUAAAGCCUGAAGGAGGUACUUCUUUUUGCCCGGAGGUAUGGAAAGAGAUAGGAUUGAGUUUUCCAGUUUUUCUGGAUGCAAACGGGCAGCGAUAUCAUGAACCUGUUGACUUUAAGACAAUAAAGCAAUUAGCAAAGUCAGUCAAAACUUAUGGAGUCAACACAGCUUUUGUUAUCACUCAGAUUGAGGCUCUUGGCAGAUACUGUCUCACCCCUGGAGAUUGGGAGAGUUUAGCUAGAGCUUGUCUCUCUCCAGGUCAAUACUUGGAUUGGAAAUCUUACCUGUAUGAUUAUGCUAACAUUCAAGCUGCCAUUAAUCUGGCUUCAGGAGCAGAUCCUCAGAGACACUGGGACGCUGACAUGCUAUUGGGAAUAGGCAGAUUUGCUCUGGACCAGAUUGGUUAUCCAGAUCAAGUCUAUAGUCAGAUUAAUGAAAUAGCCAUUAAAGCCUGGAAAGCAUUGCCUAAUAGAGGUGCAGUCUCUGGGAACCUUACCAAGGUUCUGCAAGGAUCCACAGAGCCUUUUUCAGACUUUGUAGCCCGCAUGGUAGAGUCUGCUACCAAGGUCUUUGGAGACCCUGAUACAGCUAUGCCUCUUAUGAAGCAGCUAGUGUAUGAACAAUGUACAAAAGAAUGUAGGACUGCUAUAACACCAUAUAAACAUAAAAGUUUAGAGUUGUGGAUGAAAGUCUGUAGGGAAAUAGGAGGGCCAUUGACUAAUGUUGGCCUAGCGGCAGCAAUGAUACAAUUAAGAAAGAAGGUUACUGCAGAUACCUCCUUCAAAUGUGGCUGUAAAGGGCACAAUAGAAGACAGUGCCCUGAAAGAAGUGGGGAACGGGGUAGUAACAGACCUCCACAACCUAGAUUGUGCCCCCGCUGUAGGAAGGGAAACCACUGGGCAAGUGAAUGUCGAUCUGUGAAAGACUUGGAUGGUCGCCCUCUAGCAACAGGAUAUGGUGGUACACAGCCAAAAAACGGACAACGGGGCCCAUGUCCCCAGGGCCCUCAAAUAUAUGGGGCUCUACAGAAAGACAGGCAAGGACAGGACAAACAGAGGCCUUGGCCUUCUCUUCACCACCCGAAGGACCGAGGAGAGCCACUAAAGGCUCCACAGGACUGGACCUCCACUCCACCACCAGACUCGUACUGACCCCCCAAAUGGGAGUACAGCCUAUAGAUACAGAUUUUAGAGGACCUCUCUCUAAAGACACAGUUGGGCUGUUGUUGGGACGCUCCUCUUCUGCCCCGAAAGGUUUGCAAAUUGUACCUGGAGUAGUUGACCCUGAUUAUUUCAGCACAGUAAAAGUCCUGGCAGCCUCUCCCCAGGGAAUUACUGCUAUUUCCCCUGGAGACAGAAUUGCUCAGCUGCUGCUUCUGCCUAGCUUACAUAGGCGCUUUCCUGCAGAAAAUAGGAUUAGAGGAGACGGGGCUUGGGAUCUACAGGUUCCCGAUUUGCCUUUAUCUCGUAAGAACUAGGUGAUCGUCCGAUGUUAACAUUGACUGUGGAGGGACGGUCAUUCCUUGGUUUGUUAGACACUGGAGCAGAUCGUAGUAUCAUCUCUGUUCAUGACUGGCCACCUAGGUGGCCCACGCAAACAUCAUCUCAGGCCCUACAUGGUCUGGGGUACAAGAUGGCUCCUUUAAUAAGCUCCAAAGAAUUGACAUGGGAGGAUGAAGAAGGUAGAUCUGGAAAGAUUACUCCCUAUAUUAAAGACAUUCCUGUGACUCUGUGGGGCAGAGAUGUCUUAAUAAAUCUAGACAUGAGACUGACUAAUGAGUAUUCCCCACAGGCCAAGGAUAUGAUGAUAAAAAUGGGCUACAUGCCCAGAAAAGGUUUAGGAAAAUAUUUACAAGGACAAGUUGACCCAGUGCUGCUGAAUUCUAAAAGAGACAGGACGGGUCUGGGUUUUUCCUAGGGGCCAUUGAGGGAGGCAUACCCAUUACAUGGAAAACAUAGGAGCCUGUGUGGAUUCCUCAAUGGCCUUUAUCCUCUGAAAAAUUAACUGCUGCUGCUGAAUUAGUGUCUGAACAGCUGCAAUUGGGACAUAGACAGCCAUCCACAUCACCCUGGAAUACACCUAUAUUUGUUAUUAAGAAAAAGUCAGGAAAAUUGCGAUUAUUACAUGAUCUAAGAGCUAUCAAUUCACCUAAACAUAGUAAAAGCCAUAUACAGCAAACCAGUUGCUAACAUUAAACUAAAUGGAGAGAAACUUGAAGCAAUCCCACUAAAAUCAGGGACUAAACAAGGCUGCCCACUCUCUCCCUACCUAUUCAAUAUAGUUCUUGAAGUUCUAGCCAGAGCAAUCAGACAACAAAAGGAGGUCAAGGGGAUACAGAUAGGAAAAGAAGAAGUCAAAAUAUCACUAUUUGCAGAUGAUAUGAUAGUAUAUUUAAGUGAUCCCAAAAGUUCCACCAGAGAACUACUAAAGCUGAUAAACAACUUCAGCAAACUGGCUGGGUAUAAAAUUAACUCACAUAAAUCAGUACCCUUCCUCUACACAAAAGAGAAACAAGCCGAGAAAGAAAUUAGGGAAAUGACACCCAUCAUAAUAGACCCAAAUAAUAUAAAGUACCUCGGUGUGACUUUAACCAAGCAAGUAAAAGAUCUGUACAAUAAGAACUUCAAGACACUGAAGAAAGAAAUUGAAGAAGACCUCAGAAGAUGGAAAGAUCUCCCAUGCUCAUGGAUUGGCAGGAUUAAUAUAGUAAAAAUGGCCAUUUUACCAAAGGCGAUCUACAGAUUCAAUGCAAUCCCCAUCAAAAUACCAAUCCAAUUCUUCAAAGAGUUAGACAGAACAAUUUGCAAAUUCAUCUGGAAUAACAAAAAACCCAGGAUAGCUAAAACUAUCCUCAACAAUAAAAGGACUUCAGGGGGCAUCACUAUCCCUGAACUCAAGCAGUAUGACAGAGCAAUAGUGAUAAAAACUGCAUGGUAUUGGUACAGAGACAGACAGAUAGACCAAUGGAACAGAAUUGAAGACCCAGAAAUGAACCCACACACCUAUGGUCACUUGAUUUUUGACAAAGGAGCCAAAACCAUCAAAUGAAAAAAGAUAGCAUUUUCAGCAAAUGGUGCUGGUUCAAUAGAAGGUCAACAUGUAGAAGAAUGCAGAUCGAUCCAUGCUUAUCACCCUGUACAAAGCUUAAGUCCAAGUGGAUCAAGGACCUCCACAUCAAACCAGAUACACUCAAACUAAUAGAAGAAAAACUAGGGAAGCAUCUGGAACACAUGGGCACUGGAAAAAAUUUCCUGAACAAAACACCAAUGGCUUAUGCUCUAAGAUCAAGAAUCGACAAAUGGGAUCUCAUAAAACUGCAAAGCUUUUGUAAGGCAAAGGACACUGUGGUUAGGACAAAACAGCAACCAACAGAUUGGGAAAAGAUCUUUACCAAUCCUACAACAGAUAGAGGCCUUAUAUCUAAAAUAUACAAAGAACUCAAGAAGUUAGACCGCAGGGAAACAAAUAACCCUAUUAAAAAAUGGGGUUCAGAGCUAAACAAAGAAUUCACAGCUGAGGAAUGCCGAAUGGCUGAGAAACACCUAAAGAAAUGUUCAACAUCUUUAGUCA